GAGUGGAGUUCAUAAAAAGAAGUGGGUCUCACAAUUUUCAUGGUAGGAGAUGGUUUUCCUUACAGGGAUGAACUCUGGUCAACAGUUUUAUGCGACAGCAAAUCAGAUGGCACCCACAAUACUUUUAACCAUAUCUAGGCCAUUAAACCCUUUCCACGGCGCACCCCGGGUUUUAACCUCGAUAUAUCUUGUGCUCGCUGCCUUUUUAUAUACCAUAUUAUUUCUUCAGAGCAGGGGGUUUGAAUUGGGGAUACAGGGUAGCUGACUGGAAUUGGAUUCAGAAGCACAAUAACCUCAGUUUCAGUCAUACAAUUAUGGGUAUUGUAAUGUAUGCAAGGAAUUGGUGGGUUGUAAGGAGGCAGGACAUGGCCAUGGCUUCCUUGCCUUCUCUACUCAAUCCACCCAAUUACAGUGCUCAGUUCACAAGAAAGCAAUGCUCACAAGAUGGAAUGAAAGCAGGCGCUAAGACAGUUGCAAUUGCUUGUAUUGCAUCUGCAAUCUCUGUGUUGAUAGGAUUGCGAGCUAUUCCUUGGGCGAGGGUGAAUCUCAACUAUGCUACUCAGGCACAUAUAAUUUCCUUAGCUACUGGAGCAGCAUAUUUCACUAUUGCAGACAGAACCAUUUUGGCUUCUGCAGGGAAAAGGUCCUUUGAAAAAUUGGCUAAUCAUAUGAAACCAUUCUUGUAAAUCAUAAGAACAUUUACAUUUAUGUAUGUAUAAGUUAUGCUUAAUGCUUUCAAUAUAGAAGUAGACGUUUUCGAUUAUUGAAAAAGUCCAGUACCGAUGGGAAGAUUUUACUAGUGAUAAGGUGUCUUUCAGUUUCAAAUAAAUUUAAUGGA
Messenger RNA from Cryptomeria japonica (Japanese cedar), 838 nucleotides. RefSeq names its product early nodulin-93. The transcript has 4 exons. The record is from RefSeq and is a predicted model, not a curated record. The coding region runs from base 315 to 686 and encodes 123 amino acids. Lineage: Eukaryota; Viridiplantae; Streptophyta; Pinopsida; Cupressales; Cupressaceae.